Chanos chanos (milkfish) is the source of this 3409-nucleotide messenger RNA. RefSeq names its product centromere protein F. The record is from RefSeq and is a predicted model, not a curated record. The transcript is spliced from 13 exons. Gene Ontology annotation, molecular function: microtubule binding; dynein complex binding. Bases 146 to 3409 code for a protein of 1087 amino acids. NCBI's taxonomy places the organism in Eukaryota, Metazoa, Chordata, Actinopteri, Gonorynchiformes, Chanidae. Gene Ontology annotation, biological process: mitotic cell cycle; regulation of G2/M transition of mitotic cell cycle; metaphase chromosome alignment. Gene Ontology annotation, cellular component: nucleus; chromosome, centromeric region; spindle pole.
CACAGUGAAAAGGGACGGUUCGAACAUCUGGAAUAUCGGAAUAAAACAGCAACAAACAAAAGCUGAGAGAAGAAGAUGUCCUUCCCAGGUCUCAGAGGAGAUCUGUAACCCCACAGUAGAUCUCGUAGGUUCUGGUCCGAUCAGAAUGAGCUGGGCUGCGGACGACUGGACUUCAGGCCUUUCGGGCCAUGUCCUGCAGAAGGUUCAGGAGCUCCAGGCUCAGCAGGAAAGACUUAACCGGGAGAAACAGCAAAAACAGCUCCAGCUGGACAAUGUGGAAGCUGCACUGCAUAAGCAGAAACUCAAGAAUGAGGAGCUGCGUGUGGACCUGGUGGCAGUGCAGAGGGAGCUGGUGGCGGUGCAGGAGCAGGCACAGGGGGAGGUGAGAGCGAGGGAGCGUCUGACUCAGGAACUUCAGAUGAAGCAGGCCCAGGUGUGUGGACUGGAGGGACAGCUCGAUUCUGCACGGACCCUCACCCAAACCCUCACACAAGAGAUCAAACGUCUUGAAGCAGAGCUAGAGAAGUUACAGAAGGGAAAUGGCUCAGGGGACUCCGUGUUGUUUUCCACUCCCUGCUGGAACAUGACCUCACCCUGGGACAAUGGCUCCAGACCAGAUGAAAGGCCUGGCUUAAGAGGAGAUGGCGACAUGAAAGCUCAUAGUGUCAGACAGCUUCAGUUCGGAGACCUCAGUCCCAAGUCCUCAGUGGGCAGCACCUCUUCCCCGCUUCCACAGCAACCGCACAAAACCCCGCCUCUAACUCGCCAUGUACGCCAAUCAGAGACCCCUUCUGGUGUGUUUCCGUGGGAACGGGACAACUCAGUGUCUGCUCCCAAAGGAAGAGUAACGUCCUCAGGCCCCUCUUGCAAUGUCAUCGUCAGGGGCAGCGACUCUGGGGAUUAUGGGAUGGAAGAGGCACUGAGAAAAGAGAGAGAUACUGUGCAGGAGCUGCGUAAGUGGGCGGAGUCUCUGGAGGGGGAGCUGCGGGCAGAGAAACAGCGCUGUAAGGAGUGCGAGGCCCGUCUGGCCGAGGUCAAACGAGAGGUCAACACCAAAGAGCAGAGUCUGACCCGCUCCAGAGACGAACUGAGCCGAGCACAAACGCGUAUCGCACAGGAGGGCGACCGGGCUGAGGCAGCAGAGCAGCGUGUCAAGCAGCUCCAGGAAGAGCUGAAAUGUCAGAGGCAGAACGCUGAGACCAGCCGCUGCAAUGCCGAACAACGGAGGAAAGAGAUGGAGAGAGAACACAAUAAAGAGCUGCUGGAGCUACAGAAAGAGAGGCAAGCUUCGGAGAGACAACACCAGCAGGAAAGCAAUAAACUCAACCAGGAGAUCCAGCAAGCUAGAGCACAACACAAUACACUGCAGAGUCAAUACGACAAGCUGUCCCUACAGAAGCAGGCUGUAGAGAGAGACCUGGAGACGGCGAAGGGAAAACUGAAAGGUGUUGAGACUGAUCUGUCAGAGACACGGAAGAGAGAGGCUCAGACCCAGGCCAAACUCACAGAGGCGCAGCGGGAGAAUGAGGGGCUGAGUGUGCGUCUGGAACAGCUGAAAAAGAAAGAGAAAAACCUAGAAGAAGAGGUGAAGAGGCUGACGGAGGAGCUGGCGGAAGCUUUGAGACUCAUUAAAGAACUCCAGGACAAGCUUGCAGCCUCUGCUGCAGCAGCUGCAGCAGCUCCUCUUCACGCAACCGCUGCUGCCGAGAGUUUCUGUCCCGCCGUAACGAUCAUCCAGGAGCGCUCUCCACCUCACCGCCCCUGCACCCAGAGGAAAAAACUUCAUAAAACGGAGCGAGCGAGAGAAGAGGGACAGGAGAGAAUGAAGUACCCGUCCAACCGAGAGCCCGGAGAAGGUAUUGACUCAGAACACAUCGCUGAGUUUGGGUCUGAGGACUCAAAAGACCAAAAGAUCAGAGGAAACAAGAAGAGCCAAUGUGAACCUGGAAGACAAAGUGAAACUGACAUGGAAACGUCCCUAACUGAGCAAGACACUGGUAUAGAGGAUACAGACACAGAGUCCUACAUGUCUGACUCCACUAGUGACACAGCACAUAAGCCUGAUGGGGAUUAUAUCUGCGGUUCGCGAACGGGUGGUGAUCAGGAUUCAAGUAAAAAUAUAUCCUCUCAUCCUGGUUCAGGGCAAAAAAAUAACUCCUCUUCGCCAGAUAACUUAAAAAGAGAGAAUACUGCUCUCCGGGAUGAACUCCAGGAUGUUAAGCAAGAGCUUCAGCGGCGACUGGAUGACCUGGAGACCCAGAGGAGAGCAGAAGCAGAAGCCAGGACCAAACUGAAACAACUGAGCAGAAAACACUCAAACCAGGCAGAGCAGCACCGGACCAAAGCCCAGGAGCUCCGUGAAGCUGCAGGAAAACUGGAGGCCCAGCUAGAGGAGGAAAGGAAGGAGGGUGGAAAACUCAGACAGACACUAGCUUUGCUGGAGAAAGAACUCCAAACAUUAAAGGAAGAGAAAGAGAGGAUAAAGGAAAGAGAUGAUGAAAAUGAGGAAAAGGAGAGAAGCAGGCUUGAACAGGCCUUAGCUGACAUGGAAAGAAAACAGCUUGAAAUGGAGGAGGAAAGUGGUCAGUUAAAGAGGGAUCUGGAAGCGCUUCAGUCAGAGCUCGCUCAGGUACGAGAGGAGAGAGAGAAGGAGAGGGAUUUAGAAAGGAAACAACCUCAAAAAGAGGAGCUGAAGGCAGAACUAGAUUUGAGAGCAAAAAUACAAGAGCUCCAAGCGGAGCUGGACAAGCUACGGGAGUCUAGUCAUUCAAAGGAAAAAGACUUAAAAGACAAUGCUCCUCUGACAUACCUACAGCUUGGAGAUCUGGACACCAAAAACAACGCGACAGUCAUCUCUGAAGGCAUCAUUCCAUCACCUGACGCUCACAUGGCCUUCUGUGAAUCUGUCAAUCAACAGAACGCCAUAGUUUCCCAGGAGGUAAUGACAUCAGACCUGAUUACGGAUUUUACAGAAUAUGCCGGAAAAAUUACGCACAGCGUGAGCUCUGUAGAAGACAAAGAGGGAAGUCCGCCAAAUAUAAAAACACUCUCAGAUUUGGAUAAGACUGCAUUUUUGCUCAAGGAGUUGGAGCGUGUAAGGAUGGAGAAAGAAGGGGAGGCUGAGGCGGCCAGAAAUACCCAGAAAAAACUGGAAGCAUUACAAAAGCAGGUUACGAGUCAGACCAAGCAGCUGACUCAAGCCUUCGAGAGCCAGACCAAGCAUAUUCAGAACCUGCUGACAGAGCUUCAAGAAAGAGAGAGUGCCUUGCUAAAACAAAAUAAAGAAUUGGACCUCUGUCGAGAAGAAAUUGCCAGUCUUAAAGCUGAGAAGCAAUUAUGGCAAAAGGAGUUGAAUGUAACAGCUUCAGUGAACCCAGAACAGUCUGUAGAUGUCUCAGAAAGUAUGUGA